GUAAACAACUUUUUAAAUUGACACGGAAACAUUUUCACUCACAUUCUUAUUUUUAAGAUAAUUUUUUGCUUUUUUAAGUUCUUUUCGAUAUCGCUGACAACUGGUGCGCGACAAAAGCCGUCUCCUCCUAUCACAUUCCAAGGUGAAUUUUUACAUGAAAGCUAACGAAAGAUUUUAAUCGCGAAGCAGCUACUCCUUUCUCCCUAUAAAAGCACCUCGAAGAUCAGAUGAAUGCCAGUCUAAGUCGAUCUUUCACUCUACUUACACACAAUCACCAUGCAGACAUCAUUUGUUGCGGUUAUCCUGUCGGUUUCCUGUGCUUUAGCACGUGCAGGAUUCGCUGGAAGCUACGGUGACGAUCACUCAACUUAUUUCGGGGCAGAAUACGGUGGAGAAGAACAUGUUUACACCCCAACAAAAACUGUCGAAUAUACCAAACCAGUUCCAGUGCACGUUGUUAAGAAAAUUGGAGUUCCCGUACCACACCCUGUAAAUCUUCCAGUUCCUCAAGUUGUUAAGGUUCCAGUUCCACAACCUUAUCCAGUUCACAUUCAUGUUCCCCAACCGGUUGCUAUCCCAAUUUACAAAUUGGUGCCACAAGAAAUUGAAAAGAAAAUUCCAAUCACUGUUGAAAAACCGGAACCACAUUACAUUGAGAAACCUUAUAAAAUUGAAAUCGAAAAGCAUUACCCAGUACAUGUCAACAAACCAUAUCCAGUUCAUGUUCCAGUUUAUAAGCAUGUCUACCAACAUGAAUCUCACCAUCAUAGUCACGAUGAUGGUCAUCAUUAAGAAAUUAGACUGAUUUUUUUAAUAGCGUGCUACUUUUUGUCAGGAUUUAUUUAUUUUCCUACUUAAUUGUUGAAAGUUUUUGUUGUUGUUGAAAUGUUCUUGUUUUUUGUUACAUAAUUAAUUUUUGUUGUUAUUUCUUAUUGUUUUUGUUAUAAAAAAUGUUAAUAAAA
This is a messenger RNA of Onthophagus taurus, 962 nucleotides long. Its product is annotated as zinc finger protein 512B-like. The record is from RefSeq and is a predicted model, not a curated record. Lineage: Eukaryota; Metazoa; Arthropoda; Insecta; Coleoptera; Scarabaeidae.